GUUUCACUGUGAAGCCAGAUGAUGAAAGUCUUUACGGCACUAUCACUUUUUGCGCUCGCCGCCGUUUUCGUAGAAGGACACAUUUUGCGACCUGAACGAUCUCAUAGUUUUGGCAAUUCACCAGGAUUCGAUGGUCCAUCAAAAUUUGAAGACCCUUCGGCACAUGGCGGCUUAGGCGACUUACCAGGAUUGGAUGCUCCACCACGAUUCGGACCUCCUGGUGGUCCAUCUCAGUUCGGACCUCCUGGUGAUCUACCUCAGUUUGGACCUCCUGCUGGUGGCAAUGUCUCAUCUUCAACUGCUUCCUCAACCGCCGCUCCAUCCUCAACCACCGCUUCAUCAACUGCUUCCUCAAUUAUCUCUUCCACAACCGCCGCUUCAUCCUCAGCCGCCUCAGACCCAACUGUCGACCCUGAAGCUCCUUCAUCAGCACUCGCGCAAUCGUGUUUCGAUGAGGCUCUGACUGCCGCUUGCAAUUUAUUGGUAGCAUAAAUAAGUAUGUAAUUGUUUGCUCGGAGCAGAUUUUGAA
Molecule: messenger RNA, 529 nt
Organism: Rhagoletis pomonella (apple maggot)
Lineage: Eukaryota; Metazoa; Arthropoda; Insecta; Diptera; Tephritidae
Exons: 2
Coding region: 19-492 (157 amino acids)
Source: RefSeq, a predicted model, not a curated record